UCAACAAAUGUUGAGGUUAAGUUAUGUUUAUCUGACGUUACUAUAACCAUAGAACUAGAAUCUGUUUAAUAUAAAAAACAGAUGGAUCAAAAACCUAAAGUUGAUCCUGGCUGGAAUGAUCCUCCCAUGUUGAAUUAUACCACUUCAAAUCCUCCCCCAAAGUCGCGAAUAACAAAUAAAAGAGUAGCUUUCCCAGUGAAUACCAGCAACAUUACUACAACAAAGUCACAAUCAACGUCUUCAGAGCUCUCACAACCAAAGUUGCCUUAUGGAGCUCCCCCACUGCCACCUCCAAAUAUUCUAGAUCCCCAGCAAAAUAGUUCAUUCAGAGAUAUGAAAGAAAACCUUAUUCCCUUCUUCAAGACAGAUGAGGCUAAACAAGUUUUCUUGAAUGUUUGUGAUGAAGGAAAAUUAUCGAAUGAAUGUUCAGAAAUUAUUUGUCUAUUCACAAAAUCACUUGUUGAGAAUGAUAAAGCCACUGCUGAAAAAUUGAAAGAGAAGUUGAUGACUGACCAUAAAGAAAUAUGUGAGCAAUGGUUGGAUAGCAUUGAUGUAUGAUGUGGAUUGGAAAAGGUUUCCUUUGGUCAAUUGCCUGUUUUAUUUUAUAUUUGCAAAAGUGCUUCUGAUUUGAAUAAAAUUUAUUCGUUCACAA
Molecule: messenger RNA, 652 nt
Organism: Leptinotarsa decemlineata (Colorado potato beetle)
Lineage: Eukaryota; Metazoa; Arthropoda; Insecta; Coleoptera; Chrysomelidae
Source: RefSeq, a predicted model, not a curated record